Molecule: messenger RNA, 2927 nt
Organism: Sitophilus oryzae (rice weevil)
Lineage: Eukaryota; Metazoa; Arthropoda; Insecta; Coleoptera; Curculionidae
Gene: ome
Product: venom dipeptidyl peptidase 4
Exons: 14
Coding region: 252-2702 (816 amino acids)
Biological process (GO): proteolysis
Molecular function (GO): serine-type peptidase activity; dipeptidyl-peptidase activity
Source: RefSeq, a predicted model, not a curated record
CCUCCUCCUGCUGCUGCCUGCUGUCACUCGCAUCGUCUCGUACCGGUUUUAGUUUCAGUGUCGCGGUUCCGCAGGAAAACAACGGUCGACGUUCGGUCAAGAGAAAAUACCUGAGAAAAAUACCGUCGCCGCCGGUCCACGCGAGGAUGUGUUGUUUUGAAAUCAUCGUUUAACGCCCUUUUAUUUCUUACUUUCUUUCGCUUUCUAUUUAGUUCCUUUUAAAUUUACUUUUUUCGUUAUUUUAUUAAGCCAUGCCCGAGAAUAAUGGUGUUUCUAAUACUAAUGGUACCUUGAAUAUGGAAAUCGGACAAAGUAAUCAGGACCUGAUCACAUCGAAAGACCGAAAAAAGAAACGGAAUUGGAUAAUAAGCGGUGUUGGUGGAGUGGUGGUGAUAGCGCUCAUCGUGGCCAUCGUAGUGCUGGUGGACGGCAGGUCGAACGACGCGGAGGCAGUGGCAGCAGAAUCACUCAAUUUGGAGGAUUUGCUCAGUUACAAGUACAACCCGAAAAGCUUUAACGGAACGUGGGUCUCAGGAAGCAAGUUCACGUAUUCGAAUGAGGAUGGAGAUUUGGUACUGUACGAUUUAGCUUCUGGUUCCAGCAAAACUUUAUUGCACGCCAACGAUAGUAUCCUCUCAACAGCAUUUGAAUUUCAAAUAUCUGCCGAUAAUCGAUAUCUAUUGGUAGCUCACGAUUUUCAAAAAUUGUAUCGCCAUAGUUUUAAGGCUCGCUAUACAAUAAUAAAUUUAGAAACAGGCAAUAAAGAAAUCCUGCAAGCCCCUAGUGCCUUAGGGACCGGACUGGAUUUUUCUCUAGUACAAUUUGCUCCAGUUGACAAUGCACUGGUGUACAUAUCAGAAUAUAACAUUUAUUACAAGCCAUCUGUUGAUUCAGACCAAGUCGUUCAACUCACAAACACCACUGGGUUUAUUACCAAUGGAAUUCCAGAUUGGGUUUAUGAAGAGGAAAUAUUUGGUUCCAACAAGGCUUUCUGGUUCUCGGCCGAUGGCAAAAAGCUGGCUUAUAUCCGAUUCAACGACACGGCAACUCCCAUAAUGGUGGUACCGGUCUAUGGAGAACCCGGGAGUUUAUAUUUCCAGUAUCCCAGGGCAAAUAUCAUCAAAUAUCCUAAGGCAGGUACGACAAAUCCAACAGUACAGCUAUUCGCGGUCGAUCUAACUGAUUACGAAGAAACAGAAUUAGAAGUGUCAAGUAAUUUAGCAAAUACGCAACCCUUAAUUACAGCUGUGACAUGGACUACCAACGACUCGGUUGCCGCUGUCUGGAUGAACAGGGUCCAAAAUACCGCCGAAAUCGUUUUGUACCAGCACAAUUCUUCAGUUCCUAAAGUCGUAAGUACCUACCAUCCAGAUUCUAAAACUUCUUUAAAACACGUGUUAAUUUUCCAGAUUAAAUCCCUAAGCGAAACUAAAGGCUGGGUAGAACUCUUUUCGGCACCCCAUGUAUCGCAGGACGGUAAUCAACUAGCUUUGCUAUUGUCGAAGACUGAAGGCAGCGACGCUUAUAGGCAUCUGGCCUUGUUGAACACGGCGGAAAACUCAAAUGAACAGUUCCUUACAAACGGUACUUACGUGGUUAGCGAGGUAUUGGGAUGGAACCACAACAAUAACUUAAUUUAUUAUACAGCUACACUACCUUCGGAUUCCUCCGUGCAGCACAUCUAUUCAGUGUCUCCAACGUCAGGCGAAGUCAAGUGCAUAUCCUGCAGUCUCACUUCCAAAAAUACGGGAGCGGCAUGCACCUACAACACUGCAGAAAUCAGCACAGACUCCACGCACUUGGUGGCGACUUGUGCAGGACCGGAUAUUCCGGACACCACCAUUCUGUCUUCCGAUGGCAGCGUUGAGCUGGUUUGGACGAAAAACGAAGCUCUGGUGGAAAUUCUCCAAGGCAAGACGCUCUCGGAUAGGACGAAGUUGGAGUUCGAAGUGGCGGAUGGUUUUACUGCCAAAGUUUUGUUGAAACUGCCGCACAAUUUGGACACUAGCGGUAAUACGAAGUACCCUAUGCUGGUUUACGUCUAUGGAGGUCCAGAUACCUACCUGGUUAUCGAUAAAUACACUCUAGAUUGGGGAGAUUACUUGGCAGCUAACAAGAGUAUCAUUUACGCUGCCAUCGAUGGUCGAGGAUCGGGUUUAAGAGGAAACAAUUUAUUAUUUUCCGGAUAUCGGAAUUUGGGCAGUGUGGAAGUUAUUGAUCAAGUGAACGUAACGAAAAUGAUACAGGCGAAAUUGCCUUACGUCGAUUCCGAGAGAACAGCUAUUUGGGGCUGGAGUUACGGAGGUUACGUUGCAGGAAUGGCGUUAGCUACUGAUACUGAAGACGUUUUUAAAUGUGGAAUAUCUGUAGCUCCUGUUACUGAUUGGGCUCUGUAUGACUCGAUAUAUACAGAACGCUUUAUGGGUCUGCCAACAUCCGAGGAUAAUCUUGCGGGUUACACAAACAGUCAGUUACUGACAAAGUACGCCGGAUUAAAGGACAAGGAGUACUUUUUGAUUCACGGUACUUUCGACGAUAACGUUCACUACCAACAGUCGAUGAUGUGGGCCAGGGUUUUGGAAAGGAAUGACAUACUAUUUAGGCAGCUUAGUUAUCCAGACGAAGAUCACAGCUUAAGUUCGGUACGUCCCCAUUUGUAUCAUUCCUUAGAAAAUUUCCUGGACGAGUGUUUUGUAAAAUAACUUAAAAAACUUGUGGUCAAUUCGGAAAUAGUGAAAUGUUUUAAUUUAAAGUACAAACGUAUCAGGUAUAUCACUAUUUCUUUGUUAAAAAUUAAUCGAAAAUAAAAAAGAACUUAAGUAAAUGUAUGUAUCUACGAGUCCUGAAGUUUGUUACAGUUACAAGAAAAAUAUUAUUUUUGUAAAUUACCUAUUAAGCCAAUAAAAUUGUUACAAAAAUACUUUUAG